Staurois parvus is the source of this 305-nucleotide messenger RNA. Lineage: Eukaryota; Metazoa; Chordata; Amphibia; Anura; Ranidae. The record is from the annotation of a GenBank genome assembly.
AUAAAAUCAAGCACCUAGGCAUGCAGACUGCUUCUACAAACAUUUGUGAAAGAAUGGGUUGCUCACAGGAGCUCUGUGAAUUCAACCAUGGUACCAUGAUAAGUUGCCACCUAGUCAUUAAGUCUAUCCGUGAAAAUUCCUUGCUACUAAAUAUUCCACGGUCAACUGCUAGUGGUAUUAUAACAAAGUGGAAGCAACUGAGAACAACAGAAACUCAGCCACAAAGUGGUAAGCCAAGUAAAAUGACAGAGCAGGAUCAACAUGAAGGGCACAGUGCGCAGAAGUCGCCAACUGUUUGCAGAGAC